Messenger RNA from Octopus bimaculoides (California two-spot octopus), 507 nucleotides. RefSeq lists its product as uncharacterized. The record is from RefSeq and is a predicted model, not a curated record. Lineage: Eukaryota; Metazoa; Mollusca; Cephalopoda; Octopoda; Octopodidae.
AUGAAAGCUGCUUUGCGUGCCUACCCAGAUCAGCAGCGUUGGAGCGAAUAUCUUCCAUUAGUCCUUCUUGGCUGUCGAGACUUGAUUAAGGAGGAUCUCGAUUAUUCCCCAGCAGAACUUGUUUCUGGCACACCUCUUUCAUUGUCAGGCCAGAUGUUGGCCCCAGUGGAUCUGUCCACACAAGACCCCGCUAUGUACAUACACAGACUUCUCAAAUACAUGCAAGAACUGCCACCCAUGUCAACACGACACCACACCACUAAAUCAUCAGUUCCAAAAGACAUUAAUUCUUGGACCCAUGUGUUUUUACGAAACGAUGCUGUGAAAACCCCUCUCACACCUCCAUACAUGGGACCCUAUCACGUCCUGUUGCACACAGACAAACUAUAUACCAUAGAUAUUAAUGGUAAAAAGGAAACUGUCUCAAUAGAUAGGCUGAAGGGGACAUACACAGUCAGUCAUACAGUACCACCUCGUACACCCCCCAUCAUUCACGGUACAACAUAA